Molecule: messenger RNA, 1045 nt
Organism: Funneliformis geosporum
Lineage: Eukaryota; Fungi; Glomeromycota; Glomeromycetes; Glomerales; Glomeraceae
Source: the annotation of a GenBank genome assembly
AAUCCAAACUUCUAAUAAUUUAUUAAGCUUUUCGAAUUUAUAUAAUCAAAGAAUAUUAAGUAUAAAAAAUCAAAAUUUAAUAAAUAAACCAACUUUUAUUUAUGAACAACAAAAAAGGUGGCAUAUUCAUCAUCAUCAUGGUCCACAUCAUGGUCACGACGGCGAUAAUCAUGGAUUAAUCGUCGUUCUUUCUGAUCCAAAAAGUCGUGGAACAAAAGUUACUUUAUUGGGACUUGCUUGUAAUGUAGCUUUAACCGCAGCAAAAGGUGCAGCUGGUUGUCCCCCUGAUGCAACUCAUCCUUAUGGAUACGGAAAGUAUGAAACAAUUGGAUCACUGGCGGUUUCUUCACUAUUAAUAAUCGGAGCGGUUGGAAUAGGUCAUCAUUCCUACGAAAUAUUAAUUAAUCUUUUGCCAUCAGAAAUUCCAAAUAGUAUAAAUGAACUUGGUGAAGCCAUAAAUUCGCGGACUGAUGAUAAUCAUCAUCUGAAUCCCAAUGCAGCUUGGUUUGCCGUGGCAUCUGUUAUUAUAAAAGAGGCAUUAUAUCGAAUCACGUUGAAGAUUGGAUUGGAAGAAAGAUCCAAUGUUUUAGUAGCAAAUGCAUGGCAUCAUCGUAGUGAUGCAGCUUCAAGCGUUGUAGCCCUUGGAGCAAUUAUGGGAAGUUAUCUUGGAUUUCCGUUUCUUGAUCCAUUAGGUGGCAUACUAGUAGCAGGAAUGAUAAUGAAGAGUGGGUUCGAAAUCAUGUUAGAUUCAUUAAAAGAAUUAGUUGAUGUGAGAGUUGAACAGGAAGUUAUAAAUCAAGUUGAAAAGGCUGUUGAAAAAUUAAAGGGUACUGAUCCAAAUAUAGUAAAUUUCCAUAAUAUAAGAGGUAGAAAAUCAGGACCGUUUUAUUUAAUUGAUAUGAUAUUACAAGUUAAUCCGGAUUUAACUAUAUCAAAAGCUCAUAACAUUGAAGAACAAGUUAGACAAGCUGUUAAGAAAGAAUGUAAAUGUGUUAAAGAAGUUUUGAUGCAUUUGGAUGUUGAAGAUCAAAGUCCUCAUCAUUAA